This is a messenger RNA of Elgaria multicarinata webbii, 3511 nucleotides long. It is a transcript of the gene GTF3C2, whose product is annotated as general transcription factor IIIC subunit 2. NCBI's taxonomy places the organism in Eukaryota, Metazoa, Chordata, Lepidosauria, Squamata, Anguidae. Gene Ontology annotation, cellular component: transcription factor TFIIIC complex. The transcript has 19 exons. Bases 142 to 3045 code for a protein of 967 amino acids. Gene Ontology annotation, biological process: transcription by RNA polymerase III. Gene Ontology annotation, molecular function: protein binding. The record is from RefSeq and is a predicted model, not a curated record.
UCUAGGAGCCUGUACACACCGCCAUCUUGGCUGCUCCAGCCUGGGACCGGUUGCCGUGAGGGGGAGACCAGCCAGAGCCUGGUGCGAGAUGGGAGGAGGAGGAGGAGGAGGAGCACCUGCCUGAGCCACUGGGGUGCCUUCAUGGAACCUUGCCCCACGCCCAGCUGUGCCAUGGGGAUUGCCAGGGAGACCGUAGACCCAGCGGAUGAAGGUGCCGGCCAGAGCCUUUGCGCAGAGCCUUGCUUGAGGAGUCCUCCUCCUUGGGCAGAGAAGAAGGAUGCCACUACCGGCACGCAAGCCAUGGAAGGAGCAGGUUUGGCUGAGGCAGACCCUGCAGCAGCGGCGCCCCCUACAGGGAGUGGUCUGCAGGAAGAGCGGCCGGAGAAGCAGAGCCCCAGAGGGCAGGGCAGGGGACCCAAUGAAGCAGGGGGCCAGCUGCUGCCUCCAAAGCCUGGGAAGAGGCGAGCAGAGGAGGGGGCCCCUCCGGAAGCCUGUGAUGAGCGGUACGCUCCCCCUGCCCCAGCCUUGUCUUGGCCCGAAGAGGUGCCGGCCACUGCACCAUCUGUACGGAAGCGUUCCCGUGGGCGGAAGCCCCGCAAGAAAGCUGCUGUCCGUAGAGGCCGCGCUGCCAAGGAGCCUCCCAACGUGGGGCCAGGUGAGGGCCCGGGGCCUUCGCAGAACGGCCCCUCCCUUCCCGCCAGAGUGCCGAAGAAGCGAGGGCGCAAGUCCAAGGCGGAGCUGCUCCUGCUGAAGCUGUCACAGGGGCUGGAGUGCCCGGCGCCCGACCCGAAAUCACCGGCCAGCAAGGAGGGUCUCGACGACCUGGAGACCCCGCCGGAGGGGGGGCGGCCCAAGCGCCGGGCAGCCAAAGUAGCCCUUCUGUACCUCCAGGAGCUGGCUGAGGAGCUGACCUCUGUGUACCAGCCCCCCCUUUGCCACGAGACCUCCGAGGGCAGCCCUGGGCCCCAGGAGCCCGGCCGGAAGCGGCGAGGCCGGAAGGGGCAUGAGCCGAAGGUGGAGGAUGAGGACUUUGUUCCCUCGGAAGAAGGGCUUCUGCUUGAGGAAGAGGAGGAGGAGGAGGAGGAGGAGAGCGACCUGCUCCUGAGUGACGCCUCGGAGUCUGAGCUGGAGCCUGGCCUCUGUGGAGCAGCAAGGCCCAAGGCUCAGUGCCGCGGAUUCGCUUCCAACGGCCUGCACAACUCCGUCAUGGCUCCCCUGUGGAAGUCCCUCACCGCCACGCACCGCUUGCGUGAGCAACUCUACUCCCCCUGGGUGUUUCCAGAAUGGGUCCCCUCUGCCCGGAAGUGGGUCGUCCUCUCGGAGAGCGAAGCAGACCAAUACCUGCCUGGCGAGACCAAGUCUCCGCUCUUCUCCAUCCAGCGGGAAGGGCUGCAAGAGGAUGGCAGCACCCUCUACCGGAUUAACAGGUUUAAUGCCUUGCAGCCCCACGAGGGGCGCCUGGAUAUGACUUUCUUUGUUGGGGGGCCCAUCUGGGCCAUGGAGUGGUGCCCAACCCCGGAAGGCUCGAUGGCAUCCCAGCACGUGGCUGUCUACUGCAACCCCGGCAUGGACGACCGGCACAGCCUGGUGGGGAUCCACACGGGACCAGCUCUGCUUCAGCUCUGGGACGUUGGACCUAUUCAGCAAGACUCAGGGUCAACCACCAAGCCAAGACUGGUGUAUGGCAUUGCUACGGACCAUGGCUGCAUCUGGGACAUGAAGUUCUGCCCCAGCGGAGCCUGGGAGCCCCCCACCACCCACCGCAAGCCCCCCCAGAUGAGCCGGCUGGGGCUGCUGGCGGCGGCCUUCUCUGACGGCAAGGUGCUGCUCUACAGCCUUCCCCAUGCAGAGGAGCUGCGUGCCUCCAGGAGAGCCCAGGUAACAGGUGAGCCCUCCCCCCGGCACGCCAUCUGCAAGGUCCAGUGUGUGGCCACGCUGCAGGUGGGCUCCGUCCAGGCGGGGAGCCCCUCCGAAUGUGGGCAGUGCUUCAGCGUGGCCUGGAUGCCAACCAAGCCUCACCAGCACCUGGCAGCCGGCUUCUAUGACGGCACCGUGGCCCUCUGGAACCUGGCCAGCCAGUCCCUGCUGCAGCGAGUGCGCCAGCCGGACGGCUCCCUCAAGCUCUAUCCGUUCCGCUGCUUCCUGGGCCACGACCACGCCGUGCGCAACAUCCAGUGGUGCAAAGCCAACAGCGACUUCAUGGUGACGGCAGGGAACGACCGCAAGGUCAAGUUCUGGGACCUGCGCCGGCUGCACGAGCCCCUCAACAGUAUCAAGCGCUUCCUCAGCACGGAGAUCGCCUGGCUGCUGCCCUACAGCGGGAUCACGGUGGCACAGGACAACUGCUACGCCUCGUAUGGCCUCUGCGGGAUCCACUACCUGGACGCCGGCUACCUGGGGUUCCGGGCCUAUUUUGUUGCCCCUCGCAAGGGCACAGUGUGGAGCAUCUCUGGAUCCGAUUGGCUGAACACGGUGGCGGCUGGUGACGUCACAGGGGAGCUGGUGGCCGCUCUGAUGCCCGAUCUCUCGGUCAACCCGCACAACGUGAAGCGGCCGUCAGAGCGCCGAUUUCCCAUCUACAAGGCAGAUCUGCUUCCCUGCGAGCCCCUCAGGAAAGAGGCAGCGCUGACCGGAGCCAGUGAGAAGGCCGCCGUGGAGGGCAGGACCUAUGGCGCGUCGGUGGCCCAGAAUUACAUUCUCUUCCAGGACACGGACCUGAGGAGCUUCAAGCACUCCUUCAGGCGGAAGUCCCGGAAGCACGUGCCUGGAGCAGAGGCCAAGGAGGGCGACGGCCUGGGCCGACUGCAGCUGGAGGCGGUGCACAAGGUCCGCUUCAGCCCCAACCUGGACUGCCACAGCUGGCUGGUGUCCGGGGGCCAGUCCGGCCUGGUGCGGCUCCACUGCCUCCGUGCCUUGGCGUCACCCCCCAGCCGCAAGCUUCUGCUCGAGUGCCAGGCCGAGUUCAGCGCCAUGUUCGAGGCCCAGGCACCUCCGGGCGGUGGCCCUCCAGCCAGCCCCCCCGGGGAACGGGCCGCCGUCAGCUGAGUUGCGCCUGGGACAGGUCUCUUUGGCGGAAGCGGCGGCAUCCCGGGACGAGGGCUUCGUUCGAGACAUCUGGAGCUGCAGAGCAGAAGCAGCAGGCCGGCCGGCCGGCGGUUCACAAGGACGGCAGGCGUGGACAGAUGGGCCCGCCGCAGACCCCCAGGGGGUGCUGGGAAGCUGUCAGCCCGCCCCCCUGGUGCACGUGUCUUCUAGCUGCGGGGCUCAGGCGCUGUCCUGGCCUUGCCUCCGGGUGAUGGACGGGGGUGGGGCCGUGCCUGGCUGGUCCAGUGGAGUGGUGCUCUGCGCCCAGCUCCCAACAGGAUUCGGGCUGGGCCCAGACCGGCUCUGAGCAAGACCCCAGGAGAGCUGGUGACCCAGCGCCCCCUCCUGCCCCUCUCUUUGGGGGCCACGAUUUCGCUCACAUUGAGCUGUUUUGUUGUCUUAACCGUUAUUAAAGUGUGUCCUGCUU